UCAUAUAAUUUUCUUUCUUCGCAGAAUAUUGAAAUAGCCGAUGAUGGAUUUGAGUUGUGAGAAAGACUCAUUGGGUGAGGAGUUUCUAGUGACUCGUCGCGUGUUGGUGGGGAAGGAAAAAGCGGUAGCAGAAGUACGUGCGAAAAAUAAAGAAAGCAGGAAGCCGGUAGGGAAAUUCCGUCGUCGAUUUCAAAAGGAUGGUGUGAUCUAUCUCGGACAUAUUCCCGCCGAACUCGAUGAAAGUGGUCUCAAGGCAUUCUUGAAGCAAUUCGGCAAGGUCGAACGACUGCGUUUGGCCCGCUGCAAGAAGAGUGGGAAAAGUAAGGGGUACGCCUUCAUUCAGUACGAGUACAACGAAGUUGCAAAAACUGUUGCUGAGACUUUAAAUAACUAUCUGAUCCGGAAUAAGCUUUUAAAAUGUGAAAUGGUCCCUCGGACGAAAGUAGUGCCGCAAAUGUUCAUGUCCUCGGAUCCAACCAAAAAUGGAAAGCGUAUGAAAGCCGUUGGCAAGGAACACGACCGAUUUAAGCUUCCAAACGAAGUGGAGCGGAAUCAGUCAAAAGCUUGGCGGAAACUGCAGGCAAAGAAACUCGCUCUUGGCAAACUUGGGAUAGAUAUUAAAGAAAAGGACAUCUUGGAUCCGACUGAAAAGAUAACCGAAACCGAUCCUGUGGAAGGUACCGAUGGUGGAAAGUUCAAAAAGGCAAAACCGCCCAAGAAUCCUCUCGAAGCCCAAAAAAAGAAGGCGAAGGAAGAAGCCGAAGAAGCAGCGAUUCGUGCGGAGCUUGAAACUUUGACUCCACUGAAGUCACUUAUGGAACAAUUGAAAAAGUGUUCUGCUGACGGUGUGGACGACGACGACGACGACGCAGUCAUGGAUACUAAUGACGACUCUGCUAUCGACACCGAUGAAGAAGAAAUGUCAACCACCGCCGACGAAGACGACAACGAGGGUGAAUUCGAAGGCGACGAGGUUCGCGUUUUCGAAGACGACCCUGAGAUACAAUUCAAAACUCCGCCCGGGUUGAAGAAACGGAAAAUGAGGAAAUCAACGCCAGACUCAAAUAAGGCGGCGUCAAAAAAAUCACCAGAUGGAAAACCCAAGAAACUUCUAGAAUCCGGGAAGAAAUUGAAGAAGGGCACUCCUAAAAGUACGGGAAAGAAAUUUCUAGAAUCUGGGAAGAAAUCGAAGGAAAACACUCCCAAAAGUACGGGUAAGAAAAUCAAGAAAACUGCACCCCAAAGUACCGGAAAGAAGCCGAAAGAUAAGAGUACUGGAAGGGAACGAACGAAGUCUGCUCCAGCUGAGCCUCUUUUUCUAGCUUCCAAAAAGAUUAAGCCGUCUGCCUUUUUGAAUCGAUCGCUCAACAAAGGCCAGCGGAAAGGGUUCAAGGAAGCUGAAUGAUUUUUAUGCUGUGUUUCGAACUUUUCUUGUGUUUUUCCGGCGCAUUAAAAAAAGGAAAGCGUUGAUAUA
Messenger RNA from Notodromas monacha, 1474 nucleotides. The record is from the annotation of a GenBank genome assembly. NCBI's taxonomy places the organism in Eukaryota, Metazoa, Arthropoda, Ostracoda, Podocopida, Cyprididae.